Molecule: messenger RNA, 1035 nt
Organism: Perca flavescens (yellow perch)
Lineage: Eukaryota; Metazoa; Chordata; Actinopteri; Perciformes; Percidae
Gene: rom1a
Product: retinal outer segment membrane protein 1a
Exons: 4
Coding region: 1-1035 (344 amino acids)
Biological process (GO): visual perception
Cellular component (GO): plasma membrane
Source: RefSeq, a predicted model, not a curated record
AUGGUGGUGAUGAAGAUGAAGUUCCCCUUUCAGAAAAGGGUGAAGCUAGCCCAGGGACUGUGGCUCCUCUCCUGGUGUGCCACAGUUGCCGGGGCUAUCACCUUCACCCUGGGCUGCAUCCUCAAGACGGAGCUCCGCAGGAGGGCAGAGGUAAUGGAUAACUCGGACAUACAUGUUGUGCCCAAUACCCUCAUGAUUGUUGGUCUGGCCUCCUUGGGUAUCAACUACUUUUCUUCAAAGAUCUGUCAGGAUGCUUUGGAUGCCGGACGAUUUCCUCGCUGGAAGAAAAUGUUAAAGCCCUAUUUCGCUGUCUCUUGCUUCUUCACUGUGCUCAUGCUGCUCGCUGUCAUCAUGAGCUUUGCAAUGAAGGGCAGUCUGGAGUCCUCUCUGAAGGUUGGCCUGAGGAACGGCAUCCGCUUCUACAAGGACACAGACACCCCGGGCCGCUGCUUCCAGAAACAGAACAUCGAUCGCCUGCAGAUGGACUUCCAGUGUUGUGGAAAUAAUGACUUCAGGGACUGGUUUGAGGUCCAGUGGAUAAGCAACCGCUACCUUGAUUUCAGCUCUAAGGAAGUCAAAGACCGCAUCAAGAGCAACGUGGAUGGCCGUUACUUGUUAGAUGGAGUCCCAUUCAGUUGCUGCAACCCCAGCUCUCCACGUCCAUGCAUCCAGUUUCACCUCACCAACAACUCAGCUCACUAUAACUAUGACUACCAAACCGAGGAGCUCAACAUCUACCUCCGAGGCUGCAGAGAGGCCCUGGUCCACUACUACAUGGGCCUGAUGAACGCCAUUGGGGCUGGAGUACUGUCAGUCUUCCUCUUACAGGCCUCUGUGCUGGUGAGCUUGCGGUUCCUGCAGACCUCCAUGGAGGCAGUGGCAGGGAAUGAAAACACAGAGAUUGAGACAGAAGGAUACUUGCUGGAGAAACCAUUGAAAGAGACCAUCAUGGAAUAUGUCGAACCUGUGAUGAAGUUCUUCCUGCUUACAAACCAGGUCGAAGAGGGUACUCCUGGAGCCCCAGCUUCAACUUAA